Messenger RNA from Ficedula albicollis (Collared flycatcher), 1568 nucleotides. It is a transcript of the gene PELI1, whose product is annotated as pellino E3 ubiquitin protein ligase 1. Bases 193 to 1449 code for a protein of 418 amino acids. Gene Ontology annotation, molecular function: protein binding; ubiquitin protein ligase activity. The record is from RefSeq and is a predicted model, not a curated record. Lineage: Eukaryota; Metazoa; Chordata; Aves; Passeriformes; Muscicapidae. Gene Ontology annotation, biological process: regulation of Toll signaling pathway; protein K48-linked ubiquitination. The transcript has 7 exons.
UGGCGCCCAGUCGGAACUAUCGCCCUCCGCGCGGCCGUGAGGAGGCUGAGGCUGCCCCUUCCCCCCGCUCCCGGCCUGCCGGCGUGGGGUGCCCCUUCCGCCCGUUUCCUUCCUCCCCGGGGAAAUAAUGAAAAAAGUGUGCCACAACUCUUGAUCAGAGACCUGAAGUUUGAGGAGUCAUUAGCUAAGCUCAUGUUUUCUCCUGAUCAAGAAAAUCAUCCAUCAAAAGCACCAGUCAAAUAUGGUGAAUUGAUUGUAUUGGGGUACAAUGGGUCUCUCCCAAAUGGAGAUAGAGGAAGAAGGAAAAGUAGGUUUGCUUUAUUUAAAAGGCCCAAGGCAAAUGGGGUGAAACCCAGCACAGUGCACAUUGCCUGUACCCCUCAAGCAGCAAAGGCAAUAAGUAAUAAGGACCAACACAGCAUAUCUUACACUUUGUCUCGGGCCCAGACAGUGGUAGUUGAAUAUACACAUGACAGCAACACAGAUAUGUUCCAGAUUGGUCGGUCAACGGAGAGUCCUAUAGACUUUGUAGUAACAGAUACAGUUCCUGGGAGUCAGAGUAAUUCGGAUACGCAGUCUGUGCAGAGCACAAUAUCAAGGUUUGCCUGCAGAAUCAUAUGUGAACGUAACCCUCCCUUUACAGCAAGAAUAUAUGCUGCAGGAUUUGACUCCUCAAAAAACAUUUUUCUUGGGGAGAAAGCUGCAAAGUGGAAGACAUCAGAUGGGCAAAUGGAUGGACUAACAACAAAUGGAGUUCUUGUUAUGCAUCCUCGUAAUGGAUUCACAGAAGACUCCAAACCAGGGGUGUGGAGAGAGAUUUCUGUGUGUGGGAAUGUGUUCAGCCUCCGUGAAACCAGAUCAGCUCAACAGAGGGGGAAAAUGGUUGAGAACGAGACGAACCAGCUGCAGGACGGCUCCCUGAUCGACCUGUGCGGGGCGACGCUGCUGUGGCGCACGGCCGAGGGGCUCUCGCGCACGCCCACCGUCAAGCACCUGGAGGCUCUGCGGCAGGAGAUCAACGCAGCCAGGCCCCAGUGCCCCGUGGGCUUCAACACCCUGGCCUUCCCCAGCAUGAAGAGAAAAGAUGUUGUGGACGAAAAGCAGCCGUGGGUGUACCUGAACUGCGGCCACGUGCACGGCUACCACAACUGGGGGAACAAGGAGGAGAGGGACGGCAAGGACCGCGAGUGCCCCAUGUGCCGCUCCGUCGGCCCCUACGUGCCUCUGUGGCUCGGGUGUGAGGCGGGAUUUUAUGUGGAUGCCGGACCUCCAACUCACGCCUUCAGCCCGUGUGGACAUGUAUGCUCAGAAAAGACAACUGCAUAUUGGUCCCAAAUCCCUCUUCCUCACGGUACUCACACUUUUCACGCAGCCUGUCCCUUCUGUGCGCAUCAGCUGGCUGGUGAGCAGGGUUACAUCAGGCUCAUUUUCCAAGGGCCUCUCGACUAACACAGGUGUUCCCAAGGACUGCAGUAAACUGAUAAGCUAAGCGAUUCUCAUUUUUAAACCAACUGUUUUUCCUAUUCUCUGGGCUUUGCUGGUUUGCAUUAAGAUGAAGAAUUUUUUUU